Sapajus apella (tufted capuchin) is the source of this 1311-nucleotide messenger RNA. RefSeq names its product spindlin-2B. The coding region runs from base 365 to 1141 and encodes 258 amino acids. The transcript has a single exon. Gene Ontology annotation, biological process: regulation of DNA-templated transcription; gamete generation. Gene Ontology annotation, cellular component: cytosol; nucleoplasm. Lineage: Eukaryota; Metazoa; Chordata; Mammalia; Primates; Cebidae. The record is from RefSeq and is a predicted model, not a curated record.
GGGCAGGAGGGCAGUGGGUGCCGGUGAAAGACGCUUUGCAGGGGAUUGGGAGUGGACGCCAGUGGCAGUAAGGAGUUGGGGAAGGGCAGCGGGCUCUGAGCUAGCAGGAGGUGGCCCAGCCACUUCUACAGACUCCCUAACCCCAGCCAGCUCUACCCCACCACUGCUGCCCUUCUCCACAGCCCAAAGGAACUUAAGAGGGAGAGCACAGCAGGCACGCAGCCAGGAUUUCCAGCAUCGCUUCCAGGCUCCUGGGGAAAACUUAGGCACUAGUGCAGAGUACGUCCAGACAUGGCCAUAGGGAAAAGUUUGCCUUGUGGCACACUGGAUAUGUGUCUCUUUCCUCUCUCCUCCCCCAGCAGGCAUGAAGACUCCCGACACACAGGAAGCCGAAGGGCAACAAACCAGGGCAGCUGCAGGACGGGCCACCGGGUCUGGAAACAUGACAAAGAAAAAAGUCUCCCAAAAGAAGCAGAGAGGCAGACCUUCAUCCCAGCCCCGCAGGAACAUCGUGGGCUGCAGAAUUUCUCACGGAUGGAAGGAAGGAGAUGAGCCCAUCACCCAGUGGAAAGGAACCGUUCUGGAUCAGGUGCCUAUAAAUCCCUCUCUUUAUCUGGUGAAAUAUGAUGGAAUUGACUGUGUCUAUGGACUGGAACUUCACAGAGAUGAAAGGGUUUUGUCUCUUAAAAUUCUUUCCGACAGGGUGGCAUCAUCUCAAGUUAGUGAUGCCAACCUUGCAAAUACCAUAAUUGGCAAAGCAGUGGAACACAUGUUUGAGGGAGAGCAUGGUUCUAAGGAUGAAUGGAGGGGGAUGGUCUUAGCACAAGCACCUAUCAUGAAAGCCUGGUUUUAUAUUACCUAUGAGAAAGAUCCUGUCUUGUACAUGUACCAGCUUCUAGAUGAUUAUAAAGAAGGUGAUCUCCGUAUUAUGCCAGAAUCCAGUGAGUCUCCUCCAACAGAGAGGGAGCCAGGAGGAGUUGUAGAUGGCUUGAUAGGUAAGCAUGUGGAAUAUACCAAAGAAGAUGGCUCCAAAAGGAUCGGCAUGGUCAUUCACCAAGUGGAAGCCAAGCCUUCUGUGUAUUUCAUCAAGUUUGAUGAUGAUUUUCAUAUCUAUGUCUAUGAUUUGGUGAAAAAGUCCUAACUGUUAGCGUAAAAUUUGCCACGUAUGUGGAAACAAAUGUAUAAUUUCUAGACAUGCAAAAAAUAUUGCUUUUCACUGUUUUGAAAGCUUAAGGAUCUUUCAUAACCCAAUAUCUUUGGUAGCAUUAACAGUUGUUUAGCUCUACAAAAUACAAACUUGUGUGUACAUGA